This is a messenger RNA of Magnolia sinica, 2139 nucleotides long. Its product is annotated as probable LRR receptor-like serine/threonine-protein kinase At3g47570. Gene Ontology annotation, biological process: protein phosphorylation. The transcript is spliced from 5 exons. Lineage: Eukaryota; Viridiplantae; Streptophyta; Magnoliopsida; Magnoliales; Magnoliaceae. The record is from RefSeq and is a predicted model, not a curated record. Gene Ontology annotation, molecular function: ATP binding; protein binding; protein kinase activity. Bases 1 to 2139 code for a protein of 712 amino acids.
AUGAAGCUUGGACUUUUAUGUCCAAGGCCAUUUUGGUCAUUACUCAUCCUUUCUUUCCUCCUCCCCUGCAUGAACGGCAUAGGAAUCGGGUCCAUCACCUUUGGAAAUUUUACAGAUCGACUCACCUUGAUUGCAUUCCAGGAUCAAAUAUCCGACGAUCCUUUUCAGGUCCUAAGCUCAUGGAACGAUUCCCUCCAUUUCUGCAACUGGAAAGGAGUCAAAUGCGGUCACCGGCAUCCUGAAAGGGUCACUGCCUUGAAUCUUUCCUCCAGCAGAUUGGUGGGGUCCAUAUCACCCCAUGUAGCAAACCUCACCUUCCUUAGGAGUAUAAACCUUUCGGGCAACAGCUUCCAUGGUGAAAUCCCACAUGAAAUCAGCAAGCUCUUCCGGCUUCGAGGUCUUGAUCUGAGCGAUAAUGAGCUGCAAGGAGGAAUCCCCAACAACCUGUCCGACUGCUCGAAAAUCAGAACCAUCCUUCUAGAUCAAAACAAGCUUGUGGGAAGAAUUCCCAUCGAGCUUAGCUCUCUGUCAAAGCUCAUAUCAUUGAAUCUUGGCCGUAACAGUCUCAUUGGCAGCAUCCCAUCACUGGUUGGGAACCUGUCGUCUCUUGUUUCUCUCUAUCUAUAUGAAAACGCUUUGGAAGGAAGCAUUCCAGAUGAGCUAGGAUGGCUAGGAAAGCAAGAUUCAUGGAGCCCGUAUGGACAAGGGCUGAAAGACAUGAAUUCAAACCUGGAUUCGAUCUCAGAGUAUUUAUUCUCAAUGAUUGGUUUUUGUGAAGGCUUGGAUUACCAAAGCUUCAAAGAGUAUAUCAUCAUUCUGGAAGUAUUAGAAGUAAGUUACAAUAAUCUGAGAGGAACGCUGCCUUCCACCAUCGUCAUUCUGUCCACCCACCUAACCGAAUUAGGGUUAGGAGGAAGCCCAAUAUCUGGAAGUAUCCCAACAGAUAUUAGUAAUCUCUUCAGCUUAAAUAAGCUUGGUAUUUUUGAGAGCUCUGUAAUACGUACCGUUCCUGUUGGUGUUGGGAAGCUUCAAAAUUUGGAGGGCUUGUAUUUGCAUAGCAACAAACUCUCCGGACAAAUCUCAUCCUCCAUUGGCAACAUCACUGGAUUGGUUGUAGUCGCUUUAGAUGGAAAUCGCUUGCAGGGAAGUAUCCCUUCGAGUUUUGGAAGCUGUCGUCGCCUUCACAUUUUAGAACUUCAUACCAAUGAGCUUAACGGUACAAUUCCAAAAGAAGUUCUAAGUAUUACUACGCUGUUUGGACUUUAUAUAGAUGAGAAUUCUUUGGUCGGAUCUCUACCGUCUGAAGUUGGUAACUUAGAACAACUUCAACAUUUUUAUGCUGGUCACAACAAAUUGAUGGGUGAAAUUCCCAGCACACUGGGCAAUUGUCGGAGUCUGCAAACCCUUAAUUUGAGCUAUAACUUGUUUCAAGGAGCCAUUCCUCCGGAUUUGAAAAACUUAAAAGGCAUUAACCUGCUAGAUCUUUCUCAUAAUAACUUGUCUGGGCAUAUUCCAGUAGCUCUUGAGAAAUUUCCAUUUCUUGCAUACUUGAAUUUGUCAUUCAAUGAUCUCGAUGGCCAAGUACCGCAUCAAGGGAUUUUCAAAAACGCCAGUGCAUUUUCAAUUAUUGGAAACAAGAGGCUUUGUGGAGUUUUAUGUCUGAUUCUUCUAUCAUUUUUCUUUGCUAUUCUUUAUCGGGUGAGAAGAAAGGCCAGCAGCAAACCUUUGAAUGCAUCUUUCCUGGAGAGUAAAUUUUUAAAUAUUUCUUAUGCGGAUCUCUUUAAAGCAACUGGCGAGUUCUCUUCGGACAAUUUGAUUGGCGAGGGAACUCAUGGUUCCGUAUACAAAGGAAUUCUAGAUCGGGAUGAAACACUUGUUGCGGUGAAAGUUCUCAAUCUUCAUCAACGAGGAGCUUCAAGGAGUUUCAUUGCUGAAUGUGAAUCUUUGAGAAAUAUCCGGCAGCCCAAUCUUGUCAAAAUCAUAACUGCUUGCUUGAGCAUCGAUUUUGAAGGCAAUGAUUUUAAAGCUCUAGUAUUUGAAUACAUGCCUAAGGGGAGUCUAGAGAAGUGGAUGCAUCCAAGUGUAUAUGAGCAACAAGAACUGAGGAGCUUAAAUCUUAUUCAAAGGCUAGAUAUAUAG